AUCUGUGGAAAUUUUAUCCUUCAUUGCGAAGAUGGCCGAAAAUUUUCGUUAAAUAUUUAAAUGUGUAGAAAAUUGUUUGAGUUAUCAAUUUCGGUUUAAAAUGGAUAGUUGUAAAGUAGGUUCACGUGUUACAUGCACCAGCUGUUCGCAACUGUAUACUUUGAGAGAUGUGCAAUAUGGGCGGGGGCCCAAGCGACCCCUGCUGCUCGCGUGCGGCCACCCCAUGUGCGAGUGGUGCGUGCAAACCGCGCUGUCAGGCGGGAAGGAUAGCAUUGCGUGCCCGGUCUGCUCUGCCGUCUCCGCCCGCGAGCAUAAGGAGGCCAGCAUCUACGCUGACUUCCCCCUGAGCAUGUUCGAGCUGGGGGCGGUAACCGCCCGCCAGUGGACCCAGAGCACCGGCGACGCCCAGGUGACGUUCGUCCCGCCAGGGGCCAGCGUCCGGCGCUUCAACAAGUCGCGGGUUGUGACGGAGCCAUUGUUGACCCAGCAGGUUGUGCAGGAGUUGUGUGAAGAGUGUGUCUCUCGGCAGUGUGACUGGUUCUGCCAACAGUGUGAGCUCAAAUAUUGCAACUCCUGCUACUCCAAGGUGCACAAGGCGAAGGCUCUCAUGAAGCACGUCAAAGUGCCGCCCCCGGUGGGCAAGGUGAAGCUGCUGGAGACGCCGCUCUGCGACAGGCACAAGGACAAGCCCCUGGAGUUCUACUGCAAGCAGUGCGACUGCAACAUCUGCGCCCACUGCUUCGUCGACGCCCACCGGCCCCACGAGGUCGUCUCCCUCCUCGAGAAGAACAAAGAGUGUCUGGAGACGCUGGAGGAAGCAUAUGAGAAAGGCUCCAAGAUGUUGAUGCAAAUGUUGGCCACCCAGAAGAAGGCGGAGAAGCUGCGCGCGGGCGCCGGCCGGCAGCAGGCGGCCAGCGCGGCGCACUACUCGCGCGCCGAGCAGGACGUGGCGCGCCACUUCUCGCGCCUGCACGGCCUGCUGCAGCGGCGCGAGCAGGCGCUGCUGGCCGAGCUGGGGGAGGCGCGCGCCCGCCACCUGGACUCUCUGCGCGGCGUGUCGCGCCUGCUGGCCGACCAGCUGGCCGAGGCCCGCGAGGCGCUGCACUCGGCCCGCCUCGCCAUGCUGCCCGCCAACCUCGCGCUCGUCGACGUGGCGGGCGUGCGCGCGCGCCUCGCCGCGCUGCUGGAGCUGCCCUGCCACCUCGUGUCCUCCUCGCCCUCCGGCGGCCCGCCCGACUCCCUGCGGUUUAUAGCUGAUGAAUCGUUUGUGGAACAGUUGGCUUCUCACGGCCAACUAGAGCUGCACACUAGUGACAGCCAUGAACUCCGGAAGUCUGAAGAUUUGCCAGAAGACUACAUUAUUGAACCAGUGGAUGAAUCUGUGCUAGAGGACGUGUGUCCCCCGCUGACGUCCAGCUCGCGGGCCUCCUCCGUGUCUGCUCUCGGGGAGGAGGUGGCGCCCCCCGCGGAGCAGCACAAGUCUCCACCCGGGCAGCCCCCCAGUGGGAAGGUGAAGAUAUUUGCCCUCCACGAGCGCCAGGACACCACAGGCCCCAACAACACACACCCCGUCGUCAACAUGGCACUCAACCCCGUCAACAGGAAGAGGGCCAGGAACAUCUUGGCAGGAACAUCAGAAGCUGUGGUGGUGACGCAUGUCAAGGACCCGGGUGAUUUCUACGUUCAGCUCCAUUCGGACCAGAAUAAGAUCUCUUCACUGGCCAUCACCUGUAAGAAGUUGGCAGCAUCCAGUACCAUCCCUACAGAAGUAAAGCCUGGUGAAGUCUACCUGGUGUGCUAUAAGGCUGACAAAAACUGGUAUCGUGUGCGUGCAGUUACUGUGAUACCUGCGCCUGACGAUCAGUCUGAGCAACAUGUCUUGGUACAGUACAUUGACUUCGGCAAUUCAGAAAAGGUUCCUAUGUCCAGUUUGCGAGUGGCUCCAAAGCCUUUGCUCCAGACAGCAUUCCUAGCCAUUAACUGUGGUCUGCAUGGCAUUCAUCCUGCUGGUGACAAGUGGUCAUCAGAGAGUAUAAAGCUGUUCGCACAAAUGGUCAAUGGCUCAGUUGUGUUGAUGGUAGUGCUGAACUAUGCAGCUGACAAGUACGAGAUCGACCUGUGUCGCAUGCCAACUGGCGGAGAAGAUGUGCCUUCGUCCGUUCUGGAUGCAAUGGUCUUCCUUGGUUUGGCACACUAUUUCAACAAUGUCCAGCGACAGAGUAGACAGCUCACAACCAGACCUGAUCCAUUCUACAAUAAGCCUGGGCUGAAGCAUGGGGACAUUGUUGAUGUUACAAUUUCACACAUCGAAAACCCUAGCAGCUUCUAUGUCCAAAAGGUUGACCAGUCAUAUGUGCUGAUGAAUGACAUGAUGGAAAAGCUGGGAGAAGAGUAUGCGCUAAUAGGCAACAGGGGUUUGGUGUAUACCCCGUAUCUGAACAUGCCUUGUGCAGCACUUUACUCACUGGACAAAAAGUGGUACCGUGCCAAGGUGGUGGAUCUCCCGGGGAAUCGCCUGGUGCAAGUCGAGUACGUGGACUUUGGCAACAAGGAGCUGGUCAGCUGGAACAAGAUUCGCAAGCUCGGCGAGGUUUUCAUGCAGCUGCCUGCUCAGGCUAUCCGAUGUGCGUUGAACGACGUGGCUCCGCCCCCAGAGAUGGGUGGGAAGUGGACGGCAAAGGCUAGCCACUUCCUUCAGCAGCGCACCGUCAGCCAGAUAUCACGCAUGUUUGUAGACUCUGCUGCCGCUGAUGUGCUGAAGGUCACUUUGUACGAAGUCAAGCCCAAUGUUGAUAUCUGCAUCAACGCCCUUAUGGUGCGCGAAGGACUGGCAAGGAGCACGGGGGUCAGUUCAAGUCUCGUAGAGUUUCACAAGAGUGUAGAUGACAUUCAGAACAUGAAGUUGAAGAUUCCAUUGUCUUCAAAGGGAAGCAUGGGAAAGAAUGCCAGUGGCGGCAGGAAGCGGCCUUCGAAGCCACCGCCAGUCACGGAGAGUCCUGUUGAUGACGACGCGGACGAAGGGGAUGACGAGGGAACUGAGGAGGAGGAUAGGGGUCCACUUAAAGUCGAGGUGAAGGUUUUGUCAGUGGUGAAUCCAAGUCAGCUUUACGUGUCCAUCGUUAGCCAGCAGAAGGCCAUCAACAGCAUGAUGGAGGAGAUGCAGGAGUUUUAUCAGCAGUGCCCAAAGAGUGACAAGGUGUGGGCUGUUGGUGACCAUUGUGCUGCAUACGUGACAGACAAGAAGCUCUGGUUUAGAGCUGUCAUUCUUGAGCUGCUUGGCGGUGACAAUGCCAAGGUUUUCCUGAAGGACACUGCAGAUUGUGUGCUGGUGGAAGUAUCUUACCUGCGGGAACUGAGCAACUUGUUCGCACAGCUGCAUGAUGGGGCAGUUCGGUGCCACCUGGCUGGCAUCAAACCAGCAGGCUCCUCAUCCACAUGGUCUAUCCUUGCCACAGAGUUCCUCACUACCCUUGUUUCACAUGACAACCCUUUCAGCAUCACCAAAAAGGGAGAGAUGGAGAAUGACUCGCUGCCCGUGGAACUGCUGAUUAAGGAGGUUGUGGAAGAAGGGCCGCUGAGUCCGACCGUGGAAGAGUGGCGAGCCAUUAACAACAAGCUUGUUGAGCAGGGAUUGGCUUUCACAAUCAGGAACAGCUCAGCUUCCUUGUCUGGAGGGCAGCACUUACUGAAAACCUUGGACAAGAACCCACAAUCAGACGGCAUAGCUGUUACCCAGUGGCUCACUACACAGAAGUCUGGGAGGUCUGCUGGACCCCGCAAGUCUCCUAAGAAGCCGCAGACCGACUCUGUAGCUGAUCGAGACACCAUGAUAAUGGAGAAAACUGCAAAACAAGAGGUUCAAAUUGGGAAGAAGAAGCCCGACUUGUCGGACAGCAUGCUGGCCCAUGCCUCUGACGCAGAUUCGGAUGAUACCAGCGACAUCCAGGAUAAGGAUAGUUCUCCACCAAUAUUCGACAGUUGGCUGCCUGCCAACUCUUUGCCAUCUUACGAGAUUUGGGUCGUUCCCACGUAUGUGGAUAUGAAUUGCAAAAUAUACUUCCACCACAGCCAGCAGGAGGAUACGCUGACAGUGAUUAGUAAUGGCCUGAACUCUCGAUUUGCCAACUCAAAGCCUAAACCUUGUGACUCUUACUGGUCACCUGGACAGACAUGUGUCGCCUUGUAUCACUCGGACAAGAAGUGGUAUCGUGGCAAAGUUAUUUCGAUAAAGGAAGACAUGACCGUGGAAGUGAUGUUUGUAGACUACGGCAAUGUUGAAACCUGCAAAGCUUCAGAGCUUAGAAAGGAUGUAUGCUUAACCCACAUUCCUAUGCAGUGCCAUUCAGCGAAAGUAUAUGGCAUUGCACCUUUGUCAGAUGAUGGAUUAUGGCCAAUCAAAACUCUUGACUUUAUCCACUUGACUGUCGUGGAGAAGUUGUGCUUUGUAAAGCUUAGAACAUCAACAACUGGGGAACUGCUGAUGAUGUCCCUCAUUGGACCGGGCAACCUGGACCUGUACCAGCUGCUGGUGAACAUGCGGUACUGUGUUCUCACGUACGCCAGCGAGGGGGCCGACUCGGACGGCAGCGAUGCAGUCUACAUCGAGGCCCAGGAGGAUGUUGUCAUGGAGACGGUUGUCACCGCAGAGGAAAGACAAAGUGAAGUUGCAUGUAGUGAAGCAGGAGGAACGGCAGUGGCAGUGACCGAGAGCACGGCAGCAGUGGAUACACGAGGGGAUGAUAUGCCUGUGAUGGAGGAAGCCCGGCUGCCGGGAGACAAGUCAGAGGCGGGAGGGGUCGGACCUUCUGAGGCAGAAGAUUGUGUGGCCUCGGAGGAUUCCUGUGGGGAGGAAGUGGAGCGAGUGGGAGGAGGUGAUGUCGUGACGACGGCCGUGGAAGCAGGAGAGAAGACUGUAUCGGGCGAGUGUGCCACCAGUGACGGUAUUGACGAGAGUGAGUCCAAGCUGGGCCGCAAGCCCCAGUCGCUCAUGGACUGGUACGACAUCAUCACUGAGGAAGAGAAUAAGAUGAAUGGAUCAGGUAGUGAGUUUGAAGAUGGUGAUGACCGUGUUGCGUACCAUGCUAUGGAACUGCCAGAUCUGGAUAAGUUCUUGGUUGAGGUGACGGCGAUGUUGUCCAUUAAUGAAGUUGUGCUUCAAUUAUUAAAGACUGAAACUGUAGAGUUAAAAGAGAUGAAGACUCAGUUCGAAGAGCUUACAAGGAUACUGCAAAUUGAAGCACAAGAACAAGCUGUGCUGAAUAUUCCAUUCAUAGGCCAGCCCUGUUGUGCGUGCUACACUGAAGACCGCCAGUGGUAUCGAGCGAUGAUAGUAGACAUUUUUGAUGACCUGCAGGCCAAGAUUGUCUACGUAGACUAUGGAAACACAGAGAUAGUUACUGCACACAGUCUGCACGAGAUGAAACCGGAGUGGCUGGAGCUGCCUGUGCAAGGAGUGCAGGCUCGCCUGUGGAGGGUGGUCGAGGCUCCAGAGCAGGACCACCCAGCAGUCAUACGCAGGCUGGCGGGCUGUCUGUUCCAGCCACCGGUCAUCGCUCAUAUCAAGUCAAGAUCUCCACUGAUGGUUCAGAUUCUAUGUAACAAGACUUUGGAGCCAGUGUACCAGUCUCUGUUUGAUGAUGGCUUAUUGAUGGUAGACAAGUCUGAAUAGAAAUUACCCUUUUAAUAUAAAUAAUUUAAGCUACCAAGUUUUUAGUUUUUCUUGUAUAAAAUUGUAUUUUUGCCUGUUUGGUGGAGAGGAAAGUUUUUCCAGGCAGACUGUUUCUUGUUAUAAAUAAUUUUUGUACCUUUUUUUUUUUUUUUUUGUGUAAAUACUGUAUUUUCUUGUGAAAAUAAAUAAAAACCCACCAUU
This is a messenger RNA of Bacillus rossius redtenbacheri, 5869 nucleotides long. It is a transcript of the gene qin, whose product is annotated as RING finger protein 17. The coding region runs from base 101 to 5668 and encodes 1855 amino acids. Gene Ontology annotation, molecular function: zinc ion binding. The record is from RefSeq and is a predicted model, not a curated record. The transcript has 33 exons. NCBI's taxonomy places the organism in Eukaryota, Metazoa, Arthropoda, Insecta, Phasmatodea, Bacillidae.